GUUUAUACUUUUUUCACAAUAAAAUUGUUUUGGCUGCGGAUUACUUUCAAUUUUACUAGAGAAUAAGAAUGGCAGCCACACUUUCGCCUAACUUCAGUUCUCACCUAUGUAGCGUUGAAGUUUGCGAUGUCCGGUACAACAUCCGUAUUCUGAAGAUGAAAGAAUCGGUGUUCAUCUACAUCGGCGAGCAAAAUGCCGAAACCUUCGACGAACUGGCGAUGGCAAUGACAGGGCUAGGGGACGGCAAGGAAACGAUGUCUACCAGCAUUAUGGGUGCACCGGUGGGGUGUGGAUCCGAGGAACUGGCACAAAAAUUGGCGAAAAAACUAAGGAAGCAGGUCUACCUUAGUGCUAAUGUUCCCAACGAUCGGAUAGUAAGGCCAACGAUCGAGCAGAAACUGUUCGAAGAGAUAAACAAUAAUUUAGAAUGCUUUUAAAGUCUUAGAAUUGUAAUUGUUCUUUAUUGAUUUUUUGAAAUCAAUAUGUGUAUAACUCGAUCAUAAGUCAUUCAAUGCUUAACGCAAUCUUCAACACAUUCUGCCUCAAUAAUAACGCUCUCAUGGAAAG
Uranotaenia lowii is the source of this 567-nucleotide messenger RNA. RefSeq names its product proteasome assembly chaperone 4-like. NCBI's taxonomy places the organism in Eukaryota, Metazoa, Arthropoda, Insecta, Diptera, Culicidae. The record is from RefSeq and is a predicted model, not a curated record. Gene Ontology annotation, biological process: proteasome assembly. The coding region runs from base 69 to 437 and encodes 122 amino acids. The transcript is spliced from 2 exons.